AAGCCGCCGAUUGUUUCCGUGGCAAAUCAGUCAGUCUGCAGAAUGAGGUGUCCCGCGUGGCUGUUUUUCGCGUUGUUCCCGCGAUUUUUCGCCGUGUUACCGGUCACCAAUUCUCAAAGAACGCAUGCAAGACAGGGAUUGGGCCGUGAACAACCUCUGGUCAAGAUCACCGAGCAAGGAACGGUCGCUGGCAAGGAGGUAUUUUUAAGUGUUACUCAAAAGGUGAUACAAUAUUUAGGAAUACCUUAUGCCCAGCCACCGUUAGGAAAAUUACGUUUUACUAUUCCUGUUACCGAACCGCUUCCAUCAUGGAGCGGUAUACGAAAUGCAACACAAUUUGCAUCAUCCUGCCAGCAAAUGACAAAUCGUUUGAAGCUCCAUGAAAAAUAUUAUAAAAGAUUGUUGCCACCUGAUCAAUUCGAUCCUGGAGUUAGCGAAGAUUGUCUGUAUUUGAACAUUUACACUCCUGAUGGUAACAGUCCAGACGAUGGAUGGCCUGUUAUGGUGUGGUUUCAUGGUGGUGAUUUUAACACUGGCACUCCAGCUAUAUGGGAUGCAUCAUUUUUCGUUAACAAAUAUAAAAUCAUGGUGGUCACGGUGGCUUAUCGUCUCAAUAUCCUUGGCUUCUUCACAACCACGGACGCAGAGGCUCCAGGUAAUUAUGGCAUGUUCGAUCAAAUAGCAGCACUGGACUGGAUUCAGAAGAAGAUCAAGAAUUUUGGUGGUUCUCCGUCCAAUGUGAUAAUAUAUGGCCAUAGUUCGGGCGCCAUAAGUGUAGGUUUGCACCUGGUUAGUCCUCUGAGCAGAGGCAAAUUCUCCAAGGCCAUUGCCAUGAGCGGAGACGCAGUAAGCUCUGUGGGUUCACCACAAAUGGAAUUACCGGUGGUUGAUAUCAUCGCCGAAAAAUUUGGUUGUUAUAGACAACCCACAUCAGCCUUGAUGGAGUGUCUUCGUCGAGUAGACGUAAACAUCCUGGUCCGUGAAUCCUCAGAAAUAGAAACGUGGGGUCCUAUUGUUGAUUAUACAACUAAUAACUCCACAGAACCGUUUCUAUCUAUGCAUCCAAGGGAUGCAUUAGACAGUGGCACUUUGAAUUCUGUCCCUCUACUCGUUGGUUAUACGAAUAAUGAACAGGCAUUGGCUUACAUAGAGUCCCUAAGCAAGGAGAACGCAGAUGGUAAACUUUCGUUUAACAAGUUCGAGAUGCUAAUCACUGACGAGUUUGUAUCAUUGGUCCAGAGCCCGGAAGAUAAUAGUACCUGCGAGCUGAAGCCAGAAAUGGUCGCAGAGGCGGUAUUUUUUUAUAAACCUCAUCCGCCGAGCAAGGAUCAAGGUGUGCUUCGGGAUAGAUACUUGGACUUGCAAACGGAGAAAAAUUUUGCAGCUGGGCUUACUCUGUUAGCUGAUAAGGUAUCCAAGGAGAAGCGAGCAUUCGUUUAUAGAUUUGACUAUAGGCCCAAGACACAAUCUAUCAUUAAAGAUGUGCCUGAAUGGGCUGGCGUUCCCCACAUGUUCGAGCUACCGUUUGUCUGGGGACUUCCCCUAUUAGUUAACAGCCCUGUUCAGUGGAACUUCGCUGACAAAAAAAUGGCUGACGUGAUGAUGGCGAUGUUGGCUAGUUUUGCCAGGGUUGGUAAUCCAUCCCUGAGUAAUGUUAAAUGGGAAUCGUACACUGAGGAAGAGCCUGGGAUCUUGAUUAUCGAUAGGAACAUCGAUAUGAGCAAUUCCAAUGCAAUUGAUUACAAAGCAUUGGCUUUCUGGAACGAAUAUUAUCCGAUGGUUCUUGAAGAGGCAAGGAAUAAUUGUUGUAAUAUAACCAGCCAAUCUAUUGCAUUGAGGAAAGCUUCUUAUGAGAUCGUUUUGAGUAGUUUUGUUCUUGUCAUAAUGUUUUGGUACAUAGAAUUAUAAUUAAUAGUAAUGAAUUAUUCUAUUUUCCUUUGGAUGUAAUUUUUGCACCUUCUUUUUUACAAACAUUGACAGAUAUAGGGCCAUCCUGGUUUGUGUUAACUUCUUGAGAUGACGAAUAAUUUGUAAUACAAUUUAUUCUUGCUUCAAUAAAAUUCCAUUUUGUGCUUAAU
Molecule: messenger RNA, 2078 nt
Organism: Apis florea (little honeybee)
Lineage: Eukaryota; Metazoa; Arthropoda; Insecta; Hymenoptera; Apidae
Product: carboxylesterase 1C
Source: RefSeq, a predicted model, not a curated record